UUCAAGCAGCCGGGAAAUUCCCCAUUUCUAAGAAAUUCAACGCAAUAAACAGCAGUAAUAAACAGAGUGACAGUCCGAACAUGGCGCAGUUUUUACAGAACUAAAACGUAUUGAAGAUGAACGUAGGACUAAGGAGUUAACCGUUCUAUUCGAAGGAGUUCAGACAUCAAUACAGAACAAGAUGAAUGCCAGACGAAGGCCUGCACCGGGUGAUUUGCCACGCCAUCAUUCCCACCACCAAAAACCACCAGGAUGGCCGUGGUCGCCUGCUGUACACCCAGAAGAAUUACGCCAUAAGGUGGAAGGUCUGAAACAACUUGGGAACAGCGUUAUCAACUCAAAUCCGCAACAUGCCGUGUAUGUGUACACCCAGGCUUUGAACAUUUGUGGCAACUGUGAAGAGUCCGGCAUUAAUCUCCUGAACAAUUAUGAGAUUUGCUUACUUCAUAGCAAUCGUUGUGUGGCAUUCAUCAAUUGUCAAGAUUUUCCCAAUGCAUUUAAAGAUGCUAUUGCUUGUGUCAAAGUUGAUCCUAGCUUUGCGAAGGGUUACUAUCGAGUUGCUACGGUGAUGAAACACUUGCACCGUGAGGAUGAAGCAAUGGAGGCCCUGAUCGAUGGAUACACCAAAAUCAUCGGCAGUGAUCAGGGCUCGUUCUCUAAUCGGGUUUUGUUUGCGUCUGAAAUCACAGUCCUUGCAGUGAAGCUGUGGGAUCGCUGGCCGAAAAGUCAAUAUCUGUUCAGGUCGUUUAGUGCAAGCCUAUCAGUAUGGACCCAAGUUGUCCAAAAGCUAGCCAAGAAAAAUAGCUGCGUCGAACUACGCCUGUUGUUUCUCCGGGGCGGGACACAGUCAGGCAAAUCCUAUGAUGUCGGACACGGUGGUGUUGCUACAGGUUGCAACACAGCAUCAAUAGAACUGAAACCAUUGACAAGAUACGUCAUGAGUGAACACAAGGAAUGGGGUAUGCAUCUUCUGCUUGCACUCGUCAAACAUGGGUCAAAGGUCGAAGGUCUUUCCCAGAAGGAAGGUGACACGCCUCUUCACUUUGCCGUGGAAAACACCUUGAAAACUGGUUGGGUUGACCUUCUGGAGUACCUCUUCCAGCGUGUUUACAAAACUAGCGCCGAGAGGAACCCCACGGAUCGGUUUGGUGAUUCUCUGUUUCACGUGGUCGCCAAGACGGCAUGUCCGUUUCAAUAUACUCAAGUCAUUGUAAUCAUCCUCAAGAAGUAUCGCAUUGAUCCAACCAGAACGGACAGACAUGGCCAGAAGCCUUUGGAUGUUGCUGUAAGGGCUCACAGUGAGGUGUAUAGCUUGCUGCGGGCUACUAUUUUGGAGUGGGAGAGAUCAACGUCUAAUUGGCAAGAACAACAGCAGCAGCAGCAGCAGCAGCAGUAUAGGCCACCACCACAGCAACAACAGAGGGGACAGCCACGAUUCCCAUACAACCCAGGAAAUCAAUACCCUCGUCCCAGGUUCCCAACUCGUCCACCAAGUCCUGAACAGCCAUUCUUUGAUCCAAAGAAAAUGUUUUCAUCCAACCAACCUCACCUAAACCAACCUCGCCUAAACCAACCACGGCAACCAGCACCGUUUUUUGAUGCUGGCAGAAUAUUUGGCGAUAAGAAACCACCUUGGCAACGUGAGCAGAUAACGGAGACAGCAUUAGAACAGAGGAGACGAGACAUGCUGAGAAAGCAACAAGAGGCGGCCGAAGAAAAACGGCGAGAAGAAGAAGAAAGAAAUAGAAAGAGGAAAGAAAUGUUUGAGGAGAUUGAGAGAGUGAGACAGGUGAAAUUGUUUGAGGAGGAGCAGGAACGACUAGAGGAGGAACGCAAGAGACGACAAAAGAUGGAAGACGAGAGGCAACGAGAGGUAGAGAGGAAGAAGAAAGAAAGUGCACGUCAGCAGAAGAUACGACAAAAGCAAGAGGAGAAGAAGAGAAAGGAAAAUCUAAAACGGAAAGAGAAGAGAGAGCUGCGGCAAAAGAAAGAGGAGGAGUCCAGACUUGAUGCUUACAAGAAAGGAUUGAAAUGUCAAGAACAAGGCAAACAUGAUGAGGCAGUGGAUCUGUUUCUGGAGUUUAUAGGCCUUCACCAUGAACAUACAUUCUUGUAUCGGGAUCUUAACCGUUGCCUGAAAGCACUUUUGCAUUCCCUGGAAGAGGUUCAAGAAAUCCGCCCAACAACAAAGUGUGCUGCCCCACCAACCUUCUGGAAUGAGACGGUGAAAGAGUUGGCCAAGGAACACAAAUGGUGGAGUUUGUUUAUGUUGUUUGUCGGAGGGAGUAGCAGUGCACACCAGAACAGCAAGGGAGUAGCGUUUGGAUGUGAUGCGUCGUGCGUGUCCAUCUUAGCAUUCCUGUUGGCAUGGGAGUCUCUUACUAAAGCACCCGGGAGGCUUCCGAUGGUUGAAGCUUUGUUACAGAAUAAGGCUAAACCUAACGGUCUUCUGGAUGACCACGUGACUCCACUGGUUUACUGCCUCCAGAAUAACAACUAUUCCCUCGUAAACCUUCUCUUGAAAUACGGAGCGGCGCCCUCGCAGUUGGUCGUUGAUCCAGGUGACACUCCUUUACAUGCUGCGCUGAAAAUUGGAAUUUUACAAGAUGACCGCAAGUUUUCCAUGUUGGAGUUACUCCUGACUACGUAUUCUUCUGAUGAGACCUCCGUCUCGUACCUUGACAAGAACGCCAGGGACCGCAGCGGCAACACCCUGUUCCACUUGGCCCUCAUGAAGGGCACCAAGACUCAAUCGACCAGCGUCGUCAAGCUACUCAGCUCACACAAGGUGAAUCCUAGGCUGAGGAACCACGGAGGGAAGGUACCCCUCGAUAUGAUUAAGAACACCGACCGGCGCUACAUGUUUCUUGCUGAUGCUGCCAAGUACUACAGUGACGAUAAGAGGGACAUGAUGAGCAAAACAGGCAAAACAAGUGAUACUGCAUCAUCUGAAGAUUAUUCUGAGGAAUGGGAAAACUACGAUGGAGUCAAGCCCCACAGUCGUGAUGGACAGCACUCCUCCCAACAACCCGCCGAGCAUGUCCCUCGGAAGGAACGCCUCAAGCAAGAGGUUGAGUCCUUGCUCUAUCUGAUGCCUGCUUAUGUUCCUAAGCAGCCGGGUCUGGAGGAAGUGACAACGAGAAAGCCAAAAACUGCGAUGUCUCCCCAACGUAACGGAGAGCUUGGCAACCCGACUAUUGAUGAUGAAGAUGAAGUGGACGAUGAGUCUUGGGAGGUUCUUGACAAUGAAGAUGAAGAUGAGGAUGAGGAUGAGGAAAUCAUAAUCAACGCCAGCAUCUUCGACGAUCUCACCUGGGAAGUGGAAUGCACCGCCAAGGUUUGGAAGUUCCUACGUGACAAGCAAGUCCUACACAGCUUGAAGGAGACGUCAAUACGCAAGAUUCAGAUGCUGGGUAACGGGAACUGGCGAGGGCGUCUCUGUAAGCCUCUUGAGGGACUACCGAAGCAGCACAACAUGAAGCUUUACGAGGCUAGACUGACUAGAGGGAGUCGUAUCCUGUGGGAGCUGGCGAUAGCCUUCUCACCGAGAUGCAGCGACGAGUGUGAUAAAAGACUUGCCUCAGAGGACAGUUCUUCUGAAGGCAUGGCCGUAGCAGGGGGCAGAGUCUAUUCAGAGAUCAUCCGUAUAUGGGACAUUGUCCUUGACCAUGACAAAGUGUCACAUGCCAUCGAGGUCAUCGUCAAGUCGGUGGAGAGAGGUGAAGAAUGCAUCAUCCGUAAGAAUCUGAUUGGAAUGAGUAACAAAGUCCCAACUGGGGGUACAACUCAGCAACGGUUACCAACGUUGUUCAGGGAGAUCACCGGAAGCUCCCCAGAGCGGAAAGGGCGAUCCUUCCAGGACGAUACCAAGAAGCCCCCUCAACCAUUCUUCCCUCCCGCCAGCUCAAGAGAGAACGAGUACCACAUCAUGAAGUUCUACUCCGUAACCUCCACACUCGUAAAUGCCGUGCUGAAUGACAGUAACGUGAAGGUGGAUUUCCCGUUCCGUGUGACGGAACUCGAGCAUUCGAUCAUCAAUCUGCAGAUGAAACCGCCCUCGUCUCUCUUAUUGCUCGGCAGAAGUGGAACAGGAAAGACAACCUGUUGCUUGUACAGAAUGUGGACAAAGUUCUUCAAGUAUUGGCAGAGGGCGUCGGAGAUUGGUGAGCCGUGGCUGCCAAGAGACAUAGCGUUUGUUCAUCAAGAUAAGACACAAGAGGAUGCUGAUGAGGAUGUGUCAGCAGAGGGAGACGCUAAAGCUGACGAUGUUCGUAAUGAGACCAGAGGGCGCCUCGAUGCCAAGACUACUUGCAUUGAGGGCGCCCAAUCAGCAGACGACAACGCAGACAACAACGACGAAGCAGUCCCGACCACGAUGGAUCAUCUCCAUCAAAUCUUCAUCACAAAGAACGCUGUGCUGUGCAGUGAAGUCCAACGCAACUUCUGCGACAUGACCCACGCCUGCGAGUGCGCGACGGAGCCCCAACGCCUUCAGGAUACCCCGAUCCCUCAACGGUUCCAGGACGCUCCUCAGGCUCGGUACCCGUUGUUCCUGAGCUCGCGUCAGUUUAUGCUGCUCCUUGACGCAUCGCUGCCACGCCCUUAUUUCCCACGGGCUGCUGAUGGAUCGAUGAAGAGAAAGAUCAGAGGGUGGGGAGAAGAGGAUGGGCCGUUGACCUUUAUACCCCUCCUGGACGAUGAGGACUUUGAAAACGAGGAGGACCCAGAAAGAACUCAGGAGGACGACCCUUCGAAAGAGGGUACCCCAGACGAUGACGAUGACAGUGACAUUCACAACAUCGGGGCCGCUGCCCAGGGUGGUCGUCAUGACAACCAAGGAGGCGGGGAUCGGAGGGCAAAGUACGACCCCAGACGAGAAGUCACCUACGAGGUGUUUGCCUACGAGAUGUGGCCUAAGAUCAACAAGAAGAAGUUGUCUUAUCAUCCCACGCUGAUUUGGAUGGAAAUCGCUUCUUUCAUCAAAGGUUCAGUUGAAGCUCUACACACUGACACAGGUCAUCUAUCGCUGGAGAGCUACAAGGAUCUCGGUCGCAAGAGGGCGCCAAACUUCACUGCUGACCGAGAGGAGAUAUACCUGCUCUUCAAGAAAUACGAGCAUGAGAAGAACCAGAAGAGCUACUUUGAUGAAGGUGACCUGGUGUUUCAUCUUUACAGCCGUCUACGAGACAUCAAGACCAUGGACUGGGUCAUCCAUGAAAUCUACGUGGAUGAGACUCAGGACUUCACUCAAGCCGAGUUAUCGCUGUUCAUUCGAUGCUCACAUGACCCCAAUGCACUGUUUCUGACGGGAGACACUGCUCAGAGCAUCAUGCGUGGGGUUUCCUUCCGAUUUGAUGAUCUGAAAUCCCUCUUUCACUACGCCAGCAAAUCGGUCAAGGCCCUCGGGAAACACUCGGCAGUGUCUGUUCCGAAGAGAGUUUACCAGCUCACUCACAACUACCGGUCACAUGCUGGAAUCCUAAACCUGGCCUCCAGUAUCGUUGAUCUCAUGACCCACUUCUUCCCUAAUUCCUUCGAUCGAUUGGAGCGGGACCAGGGACUGUUUAACGGACCCUCCCCAGUCCUGCUGGAAUCCUGCAGCUUCAGUGAUCUAGCAAUGUUGCUGUGCGGAAACAAGAGGAAAACAUCAGAAAUAGAGUUUGGUGCCCAUCAGGUGAUCUUGGUUGCUAACGAGGAUGCAAUUGAGAAGUUACCAGCUGAACUACAAGUAGGGUUAGUCAUGACCAUCUUUGAAGCUAAGGGAUUAGAGUUUGACGAUGUUCUGCUCUACAACUUCUUCAAAGAUUCCCCGGCGGACAAAGAAUGGCGAGUGAUCACCGAGUACCUGAACGACCUGAUUGCAGAUCAUCAGAACCUGACAGAUGAGCCGUCUGAAGCCUUGCGGACUAUUGAUCUGGAUAAUCUUAGCUCAUCCUCUCGACCACGCCCUCUAAAGUUCAACCCGGACGAUCAUAAGGUACUGAACUCUGAGCUGAAGUAUUUAUACACGGCCAUUACGAGGGCGAGAGUCAAUGUUUGGAUCUUUGACGAAGACGAAGUCAAAAGAAAACCCAUGUUUGAGUAUUUUCGGUGCUUGUCAUUGGUUAAAGUGAUUCAGCCUGAGAUUGUGAACAAAGCGGGCGUCAGUGAGUUGGACGCCAUGUUUGUUGAGCAGUCAACGAACGCGGAGUGGAUCAAGCGAGGAGACUACUUCCUUAAGAACAAGCUAUGGCUCGUUGCUGCCAAGUGCUACCAGCGCGCUAAUGAUGAAAAGAAAGAGUUUCUUGCACGGGCACACCACCAAGCCAUCGAAGCCGAACGCCUGCGUGAAGUCCCCCACAAGAUGCGAGAGGAGUUCUUGGUGUCUGCUACCCUCUUUCUGCAAUGUGACAGCCAUAAGAUGGCAGUCAACUGUCUGUACAAUGCCAAGGAGUUUGGACUCCUGGCCAAGCUCUUGGAGAAGCUUGGAGAGUUCUCCAAUGCAGCCAAGGUUUAUGAGAAGCGUCUGAACCGUGUUAGCGAUGCCUGCCGUUGUCUAGAACUAAUGGGUGACUACGCCAAGGCCUUGGACCUUCUGUGCAGCAAAGGCUUCCAUUCUAAGGCACUAGAUGUUGUCGAUCGCUACAAAGUUCUAAAGCAGGAGCACUUAAAACUGGGAUCAACCAAGCCGAAACAUAUCAAGCCACCAGGGGCGACGCACUCCUUAGAUGAAAUGAUCUACAAGUCGGCAGACUACCACCACAGGCAGGGAAAUGUUGGUCAGAUGCUGGACGCACUGGAUCACUUGGGUCAGUUUGAGCAGAGAGUUGAUUUCCUGCGUAAAAGAGGUCGAUUCGAUGAGGCUGUGACAAUGCUGGAGGAAGCCGGCCGUGAAUUGGAAGCCGCAAAGAUGCUCAAAGAGCAGGGCAAGCUUGAGGAAGCCUGUAGCAUCCUGGAGUCUUUAGACUAUCCAGAGUUUGUUGCUGACUGUCGACUGGGCCAGGCUAAGAAGCUCCUGUUGGAGCCAGAAACCGAUGAGCGAAACACAGCUGUUAUCAACCUCCUGACUAAGGCAGACGAGCUGUAUCUUAGAUGUAAGGUUGAGUCUGUUAGGAGAGCAGAGACGCAACUUGUUCUGGGUCACCUCAAGAAGGACGUGGGAAAGGUUCGCGGGGCAAACCUGUAUUUCAACAAAGUGUCACACACUGCUGGAGAGUCUGCGUGCAUCAGUUUCAUUUUGGAGCUAGAUCCGCCUAAGGUGUUUCAAGUGAAGAGUCGUCUCUUUACUCCUCUACAGAAUCUCCUUCAACUUAUCUGCGCUCUUUUUGAAUGCAAGACGGCAGAAGAGGAGCGACAGAGACUGCGAUGUCAGGAAUUCUUCGGUCUUGUACCUGGGGUGGACGGACAGCUUCAUAUCCAAAGCUGUGAGGGAGCCAGAAUCGAAGCCUAUAUCGGGAAGAAGCUGCUGUCAAAAACAGGAGACGUGGAUCCCGUCAGAGCUCACGAGAUCAUCGCCAAGAAGUGCCUCAUUCCACGAGCCUUGGAUUGGGUGAGAUGGAUGCGGAAUAUCUUGCAUGUAGAGCGGAAGAAGCUCAGACAGUGUCAGAAGUACAUCAUUGGGAUGCCAUGCACAAAGCCACGCGGAAUGUGUGUUAAGCUCCACGAGCCGUACACACACCAUAAACUCUUAAAUCUCGUCAAGUGCCUUGUCUAUUCCAUUGAAAUUGAGGACAUCAUGGAGAAGGCGUCCAGGCUUUCCAAGUUCCCAUCCGCGGAGAAGCUCACAACCGAGAUUCAACAGCGAGACCGGUCGAGAUUCAAGCUGUGUAACGAUCUAUAUGAGGUGUUCUUUCCAGAGCACUGUCACCAGAGAAUCAUUGGGGAUUCUUUCAAAUCAUUGGCGGAAUUUCUGAAUCUUGUUCAGAGUGCGGUGAUAAAAAAGCAGAUGAAGGCAUUCACUGAAGAGGAACGGAAGAGGGCUAAGGCCUUAGACAAAAGAGCAGGCACCGACUUGUAUCGCAUGUGCCUUGGAGUCUACCAACUGAUCGGCGGAGGAACGAAGGUCAUGGAUGGCUGGGUGGUUCAAGAAGAGAGCGAUUAUGUGAAAUGGCAAAACAAAGGUGCAAAAUAUUCCUCGAUGGGAAUGCAUCCGCUCAACCCUCGUGAUCGUAGAGGGAGACACAUGAGCUACAAAAGACGUCACUUAGAUUCUUUCGAUUAUCUUUACUCCAAGCGUGACGCUCCGGAGUCGUUGAAGGCCUUCUAUGGAUUCUUUGGGACAAUUGCUUAUAAAGCUGUCCACCCCAUCAUGCCGUCAAUAAGUAACACAGUCGCAAUGAUAGAGGCAAACGUAACAAUGGUUUUGGCCAUCGGGGCCAAAUGCAAUCACUGCGCCAUUGCUGUUCCAGCCAGUUACCUUUCACAAGCUACGUUUUUCGAUGCACUUUGCUGCCCACGCCAGGGGCAUGUCAUGUACAAUGCUGUGAACAGUGUCGCCUCGUUCAACAGGCUGCCCUUUUACCAUGUAAGGGCUUUGGUUGACCUGAUUUGUGGGUCGGGAAAGUACGGUAGAUAUGUGAACACCUUGGGUGAUGCCUUCACUUAUCUCCACUUCAUCAUGUCUGGCGAGGCUGAACGCACUCUAGUUCUUGUUCUAGUGAUGCUGUGUAAUGCUGGGUUAGCGCUACCCAUUCAGGUAGCCUGGGACAUUCGUUGUGCUCUUCAGGCGAUUGCCCCGUCAGAACAUCACCCAGAGAGAGUUGCUACUGCUUUACGAAGCAUCCAGGCAGCCCAGAGCCGUCGUGAUGCACUUUGUGUUUUAGAAGAGCUGUUAGAAGCACGAGAAAAAGAGUAUCUGAGAGAAUGUGUGUGGUCUACAAGUAUGCCGUCUCGUGGAGCUGUAGGUCUAGAUUUCAAGAAGAUCAAUAUCCAGGUUUUUGAGAAUGUAUACUUUGAUUCACUUCCUGAUGAAGAUCCAACAGUCUUUGUUCUUGAGGGUAAGAGAGUUGAGAGGGGAGAAGAUGGGUCCUCUGAGGCAGCACUCCAGGAAGAUCUAGGGAUGGGAUUAGAGGUGUCUGUAGAGGAAGCCGCCAAGGUACAGCGGGAUCAGGAGAAACUACAGAAGGACAAAGCCAGUAAGAUCAUUGUCUCCUUCUUCAGGCGGCGCAAAUUGCUACUUCUCGCCUCCAUCUUGAGACAACACGGCUGGUGUAAGAUCAAAAUAGUAGAUGCAGUUCAGUCUGGACAAGAGGAAAAAGCCAAAGAGUGGGUCUCGAAACAACUUAUUGAGUUCAGCGCACUACGAGUUAGCCCGGCGCUGUGCACAAUCUGUAACGUAAGCCUGAGGAGGGUUGCGGAGACAAAACCCGAAUUGGGUGCUCAAGCUGAGAUGUUGGACGAACGAGAAUAUGAUGACUUGAAAGAUGGAAGAUCAACUCCAGAGCCAAGAGAAGAGAUUUCUCCUGAGGUGGAUGUUGACGCCUCGGCAGACUUCCCCACUAAAGAGGAGCACGAGGCAAGCCUUCUUCAUCAAGAAACACACAGUCACUUUCUUAAGUACGGUGUGAUGCUUACGGAGGAGGUUUAUCCCUUACUCGCAGCGGUGGAGGGUUUACUGGCUGAGCUCAAUUUCCCCUCUCUUCAAGCUGGAGCUACAGAACCAACAGUCGUACAUACAGACCUGCAGUACUUCGAAGAGAGUCUCAACAGACUUAUAACGGAUCUCAAAAACAAAAUGGCGGAGCUUCAGAAGAAGCGAGCGUUUGAACAACUGCAGGAGCUGCAACAUGGAAUGGCAUUGCUGACGAAAGUGUUCUCCAAAGCUGAAAAAAGAUACAAGAAACGCACACAGGAAUCACUGAGGGCAGCAGAGGAAAACGAGGGAAUUAUAGUAACAGCAGACGACGCGUUGGAAGCAGACAUCGCACUCGAGGAGGAAGAGGCGGCCAACGAGGAUAAAAUCCUACCUGUUGCAGAGCAACCAAGAAACACCAAGGGAGGUCGGACCAAAGGAAAGAAGAAAAGGAGUUGGCAGGGUCGGAUGGGGAAAAAAAAGUGAUGCUGAUCAAAGUUGGGUGCCUUAUUUAUUUUUUAUUACAUUGCUUUGACGUUAUUGUUCUUUUAUUAUUAUUUUUUUCACCUUGGAGAAAAACUCCAAACUGCUUCGGUCAAAACGUCAGGCCAUUUACUUUUGUUUCCGUCUUCAUUUAUACCACAGAUCCUUUUGUCUGGUAAGCAGUUUGCAACCGAUAUUUCUAAGUUCUUACUUGUAAUGACGUUGGAGAAAAGAAGCGUUAGGUGGAAGUGUCGUGGCCGAGCGGUUAAGAGCACAGAAUUCAAACUCUGGUGUUUCUGA
Molecule: messenger RNA, 10333 nt
Organism: Asterias rubens (European starfish)
Lineage: Eukaryota; Metazoa; Echinodermata; Asteroidea; Forcipulatida; Asteriidae
Product: TPR and ankyrin repeat-containing protein 1-like
Exons: 38
Coding region: 182-10036 (3284 amino acids)
Molecular function (GO): ATP binding; protein binding
Source: RefSeq, a predicted model, not a curated record